AAAAAAGGAAAACAAAAAAAAAAAAAAAAAAAACAGAUAUGAUGACGAACAAAAUGGCGCGGGAAAAUUUCAAAUACAAUGACUACUACAAGAGCCCUUUUACAGUAAAUCUAGAUAAAAAAGAAAAUAACCAAAAUUAAGACGAAAGAAAACAAGAUUUUGGAUGUGAUGAGAUUGUUGAAAUCAGGUAUGGUGGACGCAAAAUACAUUCAAAAACGUCAACGCAGCAAACAACUUAAGUGAAUUAAAUGACGGCAAUAUGAGGCAAGAAUUUUCGGCCAUUUCAGGACAAGAAAAAUUAGAAAAUAUCUCAUCAUAAAUCAAAAUUAUGAAAGUAGUGAGAGUAAUGAGGGCAAAAGAUGGGACCAGAUACUCAACAUCCACUUUGAUGAAUUAGAAAUCCACUCGGAUGUGGCGUUUUUAUUCACAAAAAUCAAAGUUCAACCCUACGUUAUACCUGGAAAACAUACAUGCAAAAUAUUCAACAGCAACCACAAACCACCUAUCAACAUCUUGACGGAUCAAUUCACAUUCCAACAUAAACCUCAGGAAAUAAUAACAACAAACAUACUAAAGGAUAUUAUCAACCUUAAAAUUGGACCUUAUUUAAUAGAAAUAUCCAAUGAUAAAACAAAAACACACGAUCAACAAGGCAAUAAAAAAUACAUCCCAAGACAGUGGUUGGCAGAGGAAUCCCAAAAGCUAUUUCGGCUGAGAAAAGCCGGCUAUACAAAACUAUAAAAAACAAUAACAUACUAUGCACUGAAACGAAGUUCCUUGGCUGGGGUAAGAUCAGCGUACCCAGAGUGGGCAAAAUAAUAAGUCGCUUUUUUCCUGUUACAACAAAAGUUUAGUAGUUUAAAUUAGUUUCUAUGCUCUACUUUGUUCGUAAAGAUCGUGGAGGUGGGACACCCUCCACUGGUUUUCCGUUCGGUGAAAUGAAAUCUCUCUUCCGAAUAUACUCUACUGCUGUCGUAAAAGUUGCGGAGGUGGAACUCCCUCCACUAACUUUCUUUCAACUAGGUGAAAACCCCGUUGAAUAUAAACUAAGUACUCGUGAAGUGGAAACCCUCAGGUAUACUACUUCUGUCUGCGAUAUUCACGGACAAGUAUACCUAUCGACCAUAUACUGGCUAAUUAAAUAUUCAAAGUACGAUCGCUCUUUUUAUACCUUCCUGCACGCAAUAAUAACAAUUAUUAUAAUAAGCAGUUUUCUUAAUUCUAUGGUGUGUAUGUGUAUACUUAUGUAUUCAUAAAAAGCAUACUUGGUCCCUAAAAGUAUACAUAUAUAAAUAUGGAUAAUUAUGACUGAGAUUCCUAAGAGUAUACGUUUGUAUGUAUACCUUUUCUCCUAUUAUAUUCUUAUAUACGCCUAGGUAUAAACUUCAAUGUAUUUAUGCGUAUGAAUGAAAGAAUUCAAUUUAAAUAAAUUUGGAAUUUCCAUGUAUCUUCUGUAUGUGUACAUGUACGUAUAUCUUUUGGUUGUAAGAGCUCCAGGCUUCUAGAGUUUUGGGGUCCCUACAGCACAUCAAAAUGAAAUCUAAGAACAAGAGGAAAAGGGCUUUAACAAAACAUUAGAAGAGUAAUGAGAAAAUAAAAAUGUGAAUGUGGUCCAAAAUAAACAAUAUAAGAACAUAUCAUUGCGAGAAAACUAUAAGAAACUCUUGAGACCCAAAAGAGCAAUAUAAAUAUCAACAUCAAUAACCAAGAAACCAAUAGAUGGAAACACCACUAGAAGAAAUGUCUCUUGAAAAUCGCACGAAAUUCGUACAAACUAGAAAUCUAAAAUCAUCGAAAUAGGUCAAUACGUUUCGCAUAGAAAAUGUUAAGGAACAAGAAUUAUUGAAAAUGUUAAUAACAGUUUUGCGAGAAGGACUUACUCCCGAAGAAUGGAAGGAAAUUAACAUGAUACCCACACAUAAAAAAGUCAGUAACCCAACCAACAUUUACUACUACUACUCAAUAUGCCUAACAUCAGUGCUAUCAAAAACCAUAGGAUAUCUUAAAACUACAGAGCUCAACAUUAUUCCUGAUAGAUCAUACGACUUAAUUAACACAAUGUUAUUCCAUAAAGAAAAAAACACAGGCUACUUGUGUAGAUGUGGAAAAGGCCUACGAAACAGUCGAUGUCGAUACCCUAUAACAGGCGCUUAUAGAAGAAGUUAAAUCCAAAAGCGAUAAAUUGGAAAACAUCAUUCCUGAGAAGAAGAACAAAACAUUACAGAAAAUGGACUGGCCUAAGAGACUGCUUUCACAGAAAAUACGAACAAGUAAACUGGAGGAAAAUUCAAGAAUGUGCAAAUAAGUGCAGGGAAAUCAGGUCUCUUCUGUCGAGAUACGUAUACUGUUCAGCAAGCAGUUAAUCUCUUGGGAUUUGGAUGGUUUCAUGUUAAACUAUCACUUCUUGUAGGACUUUGUUGGAUGGCUGACUCAAUGGAAAUGACUAUACUUAGUAUUAUUGGACCAACAAUGCAAUGUGAGUGGGAAAUAUCUACGUUUCAAAAAGCUCUUCUAACUACUAUCGUAUUUUUGGGAAUGAUGAUAAGUCCUACAUUUUGGUCCCAGUUAAGUGACCGAUAUGGUCGUAAAUCGGCUUUGACUUUCUGUGGAGUACUGCUUGUACUGUAUGGCUUACUUAGCUCUGUGGCACCCAAUUUUACUUGGCUAAUAAUUUUACGAGGACUUGUUGGUUUUUCGAUAGGUUGUGUUCCGCAAUCAGUUACAUUAUAUGCGGAAUUUCUACCAUCAAAACACAAAGGAAAGUGUGUAGUCUUAAUGGACUGUUUUUGGGCUUUGGGGGCGUGCUUCGAAAUAGCUUUAGCAUUAGCUAUAUACCCAAACUUCGGAUGGCGUUGGCUAUUAGGCCUUUCAGCGGCACCAUUAUUAUUAUUUACAUCUCUUACGCCGUGGCUUACAGAAUCUGCGAGAUUUCAUACACUAAAUGGAAAUAACGAUAAAGCGGUUCAAGUCCUAAAUCAGAUCGCGAAGGACAAUAACCGCCAAAUGCUUAUUGGACGUUUGGCUACCGAUUUUGAAACUGAUUCCCCUCUUCAAAUGCGAACUCUGUUUAAGCCGGAGCUGAGAAAGAAAACCUUAUUGUUGUGGUUUCUGUGGAUGUCCUGCGCUUUUUGCUACUACGGCUUAGUGCUAAUAUCGGCCGAAUUAUUUCUUAAAGAUAAAGCCGAUGCGGAACCGAAUCAUAAAUGCUCUAGAUUUGACACCAAAGACUUCAUGGACUUAAUGUGGAUUACAUUUUCAGAAUUUCCUGGUAUAUUUUCGACAAUUGCGGUUAUAAAACGAUACGGAAAGAAAAAAACUAUGGCUUUGCAGUUCUUAAUUUUUUCUGGAUGCGUUUCAUUAUUAACCGUUACUAAGAGCCGUAUAUACACCACUUCUGUACUAUUUAUUGCAAGAGGAGUUAUAUCCGGACUUUUUCAAGCUGCUUACAUAUAUACACCCGAAAUUUAUCCUAACAAUUUGCGAUCUUUGGGAGUUGGUGGAUGUUCAACUAUAGCCCGAAUUGGCGCGAUGGCUACACCAUUUGUAUCUCAAGUUCUUUUACAGAGCUCAUCAUCUGGCGCUUUAUUUGUUUAUAGCUUGGUUGGUUUGUCAGCUGCGGCAGUAUGUAUUAUUCUACCAGACAGUCAAAUUCUUGCUUAAAUAUAUAAGUAAAAAAUACAUACAAAUGUACAUAUAAUAUAAAUUCUCAUGGUGUUAAGAAAUAUAUAUACAUACAUACAGAGCAACAAUAUUGUAAUAGUAUGUUUGAGUGUCAGCUUAUGAAUAUACAAUAGUAACAAUAAGUGCGUGUAGUACAAGAACUUCAGCACAUGUUCAACAUUACAUAUACUCGGAAAAUCUAUGAAAAAAUUAAGCGCCUUCUGGACGGUUUCAGCACCUAAAAUUUGACCUGUAGUAACGAGACUAAUCCUCUGAUGUACAUAGAUAUUGAGUUUAUGCAUGGAAUACUUCUCCAGGACCUCACAGCCUGCGCCAAUGUACAAUAAGGCUUCUCAGUAUGGGAAUCUUAUUGGGGAUAUCCCGAUCCACUUCUUCUUUGUAGGUGUAGACACCGCGAUAUCUACUUGUCAUAAAUUCAACUACGUGUGUAUAAAAACUUAAAAGUGAACUUAUAAAGCCAAUGACAAAGACGAUAACAACUGAAAUCACAAAUACUGUCCCCUUCUUUGGGAAAUAACAUAGUCAAUCAAAUCCAAUAAAAAAGCUUCUUUCCAAAUGUACAA
Molecule: messenger RNA, 4244 nt
Organism: Ceratitis capitata (Mediterranean fruit fly)
Lineage: Eukaryota; Metazoa; Arthropoda; Insecta; Diptera; Tephritidae
Product: synaptic vesicle 2-related protein
Exons: 9
Coding region: 2422-3660 (412 amino acids)
Biological process (GO): transmembrane transport
Cellular component (GO): membrane
Molecular function (GO): transmembrane transporter activity
Source: RefSeq, a predicted model, not a curated record